This is a messenger RNA of Rotaria sp. Silwood2, 477 nucleotides long. The record is from the annotation of a GenBank genome assembly. NCBI's taxonomy places the organism in Eukaryota, Metazoa, Rotifera, Eurotatoria, Philodinida, Philodinidae.
AUGCCAUAUCUCGAUUUCUUAUGUCUUCGAAUUGGAUCUUGUGCAAAAUGGAAAAAAAUUUAUUUUGUUGUUCCAACUACCAUUGCACUUCGAUAUAAUCCCAAUAAGGAUAAUCUUAAUUCAUCAACUGGCACCACAUCGGCGUAUGUUCAAAUAAGUUCAUACACUAUAGAAUUUCGCUCUCGAAUUGACAAAGUCGGCAUUUCACGAGUCAGCUCGAUGUCGCAUCCUAUUCAAAUUCAUAACGAUCAAGAAAAUGCUUAUCUCAUCACAUUUGCUCAACCAAACACUCAUUUGGAUCGAGAUAUUCUUGUCGAUCUAGAGUUGAUUGAAAAUCAUUCGAAUGCUAUUGUUGCUGUGGAGUCUGGUGCAGUUAUGGUUUCGUUUCUACCUAUCAAAGAAGAUUGCCAACUUUCAAUGAAUAACGUGGGCACAACCAAUGAGUUCAUUUUGUCGUCGACUGCAACGGAUCGAUGA